AUGGAGUUGGAGAAUCCUCCGACGGAUACGUCGGCGUUGACAUCUCUUCCAGUCAUGAGCUGGAAGCGCUUCGCAAAGGACAUGUACGAUGGACACAUCGAACGGCUAUGCAUUCUUUCGGACCGCGAAAGAACGACAAGCGAAGCAGAGAAGUUGAGACAACUCUUCGCUGGAAGCGCCACUGAAAGUGAAGAUACUCUCAGUGCCAAGACGAAGAAGGAAAGCUUCGAGGAGCAGAGUUGGGACUCACUGAAGUCGAGCCCCUAUUACGAGAUUCUGCGAGAGCACAGAGAUGUGCUCCCGGACAAGAUCCCUGCGGAGCUUCCGCUGAACAAGGGAAUACAACACGAGAUUGAUCUCGAGGGACGAUGUAUUGCGUGGCCACUACCGCGGGAGCAAGUGAAGGUCAUCGACGACUUCUUCGAAAGUCGUCGCAAAGCAAGACAAGUGCGGGAAUCAAAGUCUCCGCACAGUGCACCAACGUUCUGUGUCAAGAAGCCACAGGGUGGUUGGCGCAUCGUUCAUGCUUACAAUAAGCUGAACGAUGUGACGAUACCGGCACAGCCGCCGAUACCUCGAAAAGAUGUCAUCAUCGAUUCGAUGUCCAAGAGCACCAUCUACAGUGCUCUUGAUCUGAGAGACGGGUUCUAUCAGAUCCUGAUGCGUGAGAGCGAUAUCCCUCUCCUAUUGCGCUCGGUGCGUGACUUCGCACCGAGCUACUUCGAAGAUGUGUACGUUCACAGCCGGACUGUGAACGAAAAGACGGACGUUGAGAUGCACAAGGAGCAUCUCCGGGAACUGCUUGGGCUCAUGCGCAAGCACAAGCUCUAUGCGAACCUGAAGAAGUGUAUCUUCGGUGAGAUACCAGUGCUGGGGUGUCUCGUUGGAAAGAAUGGCGUACGCCCUGACCCCGAGAAGGUCAGAGUGAUCAAUGAAUGGCCUACGCCAUCCAACGUGAAGGAGCUGCGGCAGUUUCUUGGCCUUGCAACGUACUUGUGCAAGUACGCGGACAACUACACAGGCAAGAUUCACCAGCAGUCGCAGCUUCUGAAGACGGAAGCUGCGUGGGAAUGA
Molecule: messenger RNA, 1074 nt
Organism: Phytophthora megakarya
Lineage: Eukaryota; Oomycota; Peronosporomycetes; Peronosporales; Peronosporaceae
Source: the annotation of a GenBank genome assembly